Micropterus dolomieu (smallmouth bass) is the source of this 2397-nucleotide messenger RNA. RefSeq names its product zinc transporter 2-like. Gene Ontology annotation, biological process: response to zinc ion; zinc ion transmembrane transport. The transcript is spliced from 8 exons. Gene Ontology annotation, cellular component: plasma membrane. Bases 1 to 1125 code for a protein of 374 amino acids. The record is from RefSeq and is a predicted model, not a curated record. NCBI's taxonomy places the organism in Eukaryota, Metazoa, Chordata, Actinopteri, Centrarchiformes, Centrarchidae. Gene Ontology annotation, molecular function: zinc ion transmembrane transporter activity.
AUGGACUUAUCAACAGAGUCAGAGAAACAACAUCUGAUUGAGACUCAUUUGGAGCCUUUAAGAUGGACGAGUUCUCCUGGUGAAAAUUAUUCAGACUCGCCAUCAGAUUUUAGUGAAGAUGCCUCCAGUGUGGAAGGCCUGGGGCAGCCUGACUGGCUCUGCCAGGAGACGAACGUGAUGUUAAGGGCUGAAAGUGACGCCAGAUGUUUGGCCAGAAGGAAGCUUCUCAUCGCCUGCGCUGUCAGCCUUGUUUUCAUGACCGGAGAGGUGAUUGGUGGAUACGCAGCUGGCAGUCUGGCCAUCAUGACAGAUGCAGCACAUCUUCUGACUGAUUUUGGCAGCAUCAUGAUCAGCAUCUUCUCUCUGUGGCUGUCAUCCAGGCCUCAGACACACGACAUGACCUUUGGGUGGCAUCGAGCAGAGAUUCUGGGCAUGUUGCUGUCAGUCAUGUCCAUCUGGGCUGUGACAGCAAUGUUGGUCAUAUCAGCCGUUCAGAGGAUCACUGACGGAGACUACGACAUCGACAGUCAGAUCAUGCUGAUAACUUCAGGUUGCGCUGUGGCGGUCAAUGUCCUGAUGGUCCUGAUUCUCCAUCAGUCUGGGGCCUCACAUGGCCACAGUCACGGCUUUCCCGCCAGCCAGCUGCAGAGGGACAAACGUUGGGGGCAUGGCCACCACCAUCACAGCCACGGCAACGCAAGUGUAAAGGCAGCUUUCGUCCACGUGGUGGGAGAUCUGGUGCAAAGUGUCGGAGUCCUGCUGGCUGCCACCAUCAUCCACUUGUGGCCUGAAUAUAAAGUAGCAGAUCCAAUUUGCACGUUCCUGUUUUCAGUUCUUGUUCUUGUAACAACAAUUCCAGUCACAAAGAAUGUUUUCAGAAUACUGUUGGAAGGCGCUCCUCAGGACAUCAGCUUCAACACUGUGAAGGAGCUUCUGCUGUCUGUGAGAGGAGUUGUGGCUGUUCACAGUUUGCACAUGUGGAGCCUCAACAUGACUCAUUCUUUACUUUCUGUCCACGUGGCCACAGAAAAAGAUGCUGACACACAGCUCGUCCUCAUGAAGGCAACGAAGCUCCUGCGCUCCGAGUUUGGCUUCUCCAGCAUCACAAUCCAAGUGCAGCGCUAAAAGGAUGACUGUGGAGACGGGUGACAGAGCAGGGGCUUCCUGCUUAACAGCCUCCUACUCGCCCCCAAUCUGACCAGUUAAUGGUGCAACUGAACAUUUGUAAAUAUCAGGUGUUUGUGGCACUGUUUACAUCAAGAAUACAUUUUUAUUUAUAAAGCAGCAGAAUGUCUGACUAUUAGAAGGACCUCCUUCUUUGCAUAGAUCUUUGUGUUUUGCACUAUUAUAAACAUAGCCAGAGCACAUGUUUUGAAGUUUACUUAUUAAUAAUGAUAUUUUAAGCUUCCACAAAAGUUGAUUUUCCUCCUUCUGCAUUUUAAGAAAUGUACAAAUCUUUGAUGCGGAUUUGUUUUUGCAACAUCAUUGUCAAUUUAUUUCAACUGACAAAUCCUGGUCAGACGGAAAUACAGUUCCUCAAACCAUAAAGACACAUAAUUACUAGGUUGUACAGUUGCACAACAAAUUCAUUCAAACAAUACGUGCAAAUAAUCAUAACACAUUCCUUUGUUCAUCUUAGUCUGGAUGGGAGUCAUAGUCAAAAUGAGCGACGCAAUAAGAAGCACACAGAUAUGAACUUGUUCUUAAUAGGCACUAUUCAGAUUUUUUAUGUUGUCAUAUCAGUUUACUUGAGUCAGAAGAGCAGGCCACAGAACCCCCCCCAAAACUUUGUAACAUCUGGACAUGAUCUGGCCCAGGCGGCACAUACAUAUUCUCACAGGUAAGAAUGUGUGAGUUAAAUUGUCCAACAUACCACAAACAUGGCAAGAAAAUCCUGGUUUCAACAAGCCUUUUUGAAAACAUCUUCAGCUUCAGUUUGUCACCUCGGGGCGUCCCCCUUUCCAGUAGUUGUUGUAGGCAUCCUGGAACAUGUUCUUGCAGGGUAUUUGGGCUUUGAGUUUGGAGCAGAUGAGGAAAGAGCCGCCCAUCUUGCGGUGGAGGGAGUACGUCUCCUCAGGAGGCGGUGUGAGUCGCUCCCUCAGCAUCACAGGGAUGAGGCUGUGGAUGCGCUCGGUGGUGCUCUGAGCUCCAAAGUCAAAGGGCUCCUCAGAGGAGAAGGCCUCCCCGAGGAUCAUCACUGCGUCCACAUGGGCGUUCUCCAUAGCCUUAUUACAGGACACAGCAGUUAAUCAACAGGCUUUAAUGCAAAAACUCUACAUUAAGGGGCUCGGUGAACGAGUAACUACAAGUUCUGUUGUUGCAAUUGCUCCUGGUUGGCAGUAGAGGUCAAUAAAGGACUUAAUACUCCUUGAAUAAAUAAAAAGUGAUUGAACGCUC